AAUUGCUGCAGCAUGAUAACAACACGGGAGAGCCUUUCAAGGAACUUUCAGAGUACAGAAUGAGUCUAUGAGUAGAUAAGUACAGACCAACCAACCUUAAUAAACUCCAUUAUCAUCAGGAGCAAGCUGCCAGCUUGAAAAGACUGGUCCAAUCUGAUGAUUUCCCUCAUUUGCUGAUUUAUGGCCUGUCAGGUGCAGGAAAGAAAACAAGAAUGGUUUGUAUACUUUGUGAGUUGUACGGGGCCGGAGUGGAGAAACUACGUAUUGAACACAUGGAGUUUAUAUGAUGCCGGUAUUCAUGAUCGUGUUGUCAUUAUGGGGUUACUGAAAGAAGUAGCUCAAUCACACUCACUGGACACUAGCCACAAAGACUUUAAAGUUGUGGUACUGACUGAAGUUGAUAGACUCACUAAAGAUGCACAGCAUGCAUUGAGACGUACAAUGGAACUAUACACAGGAACAUGUCGUCUUAUACUAGUCUGUAACUCAACCAGUAAACUAAUACCAGCCAUCAAGAGCAGGUGUUUGGCUGUUAGGAUCCCCGCUCCAACCAUAGAUGAGAUAUGUAGUGUCCUACAGUAUGUUUGUCAUAAAGAAUCAUUGACUAUACCAGAUACACUAGCCAAGAGGAUUGCAGAGAAGUCAGAGAGAAACCUUCGUAAAGCUAUACUGCUUUGUGAGGCGUGUCGUGUUCAGCAGUAUCCCUUCAAUGAUGAUCAGGUUGUCCCUGAUUGUGAGUGGGAGGAUUUCUUACGUGAAACAGCUGCAAUGAUCAUCACAGAGCAGAGUCCUAAGAGGUUACUUGAAGUAAGAGGACAUUAUUAUGAGCUGUUAACUCAUUGUAUAUCACCUGAUAUUAUUUUUAAAAGGAUAUUGAAUGAGCUGGUUGCUAACUGUGAUGGUACACUGAAAGCUGAAGUGACUCAAUUAGCAGCUCAGUAUCAAGCUCAGUCACAACUGGGUAGUAAAGCAAUCUUUCAUCUUGAGGCCUUCACAGCAAAAUUUAUGAGAAUCUAUAAACAAUUUUUAGAGGAAGGACUGGAGAGUAUGGGCUUCUGAUAUAAUGCAUUCCAUGAUAGACAGUAGAGAUUUCUUAACACAAAUAUACUCAUUAUUUUGUCACCAUUAUGUAUUUAGUCUCGCUGCUCUCGCAUAGACUCACCCUUUUUGACAUUUGGAUCCAUGGAUGGCAGGCCUCAGGGCUAUGGAUGUCAAAUUACACAGAUUUGUCAACAUUUUGUAAUGAUAUUCAUAGAGUGAACAUGAAUUUAUAAUACGUAAGAGUGUGUAUUGUUUGAUUAUGAUAUUCAUAACUUAUGUCAGUA
Molecule: messenger RNA, 1325 nt
Organism: Amphimedon queenslandica
Lineage: Eukaryota; Metazoa; Porifera; Demospongiae; Haplosclerida; Niphatidae
Product: replication factor C subunit 3-like
Exons: 9
Coding region: 181-1059 (292 amino acids)
Biological process (GO): DNA-templated DNA replication; DNA repair
Cellular component (GO): nucleus; DNA replication factor C complex
Molecular function (GO): DNA binding; DNA clamp loader activity
Source: RefSeq, a predicted model, not a curated record